AUGACCGAUUUUGACAACGCGGCCCGGGGAUUCCUAGGCACCAUCGAGCCAUGCAUCAUUCAGAAUACGGCCGGUCGCACGAUCUGGAGCCUCACAGACUACGCAUUCCUCUCUCAUGACUGCCCUGACACCGUGAAUCCAAAACUUUGGCGCCAGGGGCAACUCACUGCUCAUCAUGGUCUUUUCGAAGUCUCCAAGGGAAUUUAUCAAGUGCGGGGCUUCGACAUCUCAAACAUGACGAUCGUUGAGGGGCGUACAGGCGUUAUCAUAAUCGACCCUUUAGUAUCUUGCGAGUGUGCGGCUGCAGCUUUCUCACUUUACAAGAAGCAUCGCGGUGAUCGGCCUCUGGUUGGCCUAAUCUAUUCCCAUUCUCACGUGGACCACUUCGGCGGCGCAAGCGGCAUCUUGCCUGAGGGCACGGAGAAUUCUGUUCCGAUAAUCGCUCCAGAGGGCUUCAUGGAAGAGGCUACGAGUGAAAAUAUCUAUGUCGGGCCGGCUAUGCGACGCCGGGCCAGAUACAUGUAUGGAACGAGUCUUCCCAAGAGCGCCGAGGGACAGGUUGGAUGCGGCUUGGGAUUGGCGACAUCUCAAGGUACCACGUCACUUGUCCCGCCGAAUGUUCUAGUCUCAAAAACAGGCGAGGAGAAAUGUGUGGAUGGUAUUCGGAUUAUCUUCCAAAUGGUGAAUGGAACCGAAGCUCCAUCAGAAUUCAACUUCUAUUUUCCGGAUAGCGAGGCCCUUUAUAUCUCCGAGUGUGCUACCCAUUGCAUGCAUAACAUCAUCACACUGCGCGGUGCAUUGGUUCGUGACGCAAAGGCCUGGUCUCGCCACCUGGAUGAAAGCAUUGCGCUCUUUGGCGAGAAAGCAUCGGUUCUCUUCGCGGGUCACCACUGGCCAACCUGGGGCCAGAAGGGUAUCAUCAGGAUUCUCACCGAGCAACGUGACAUGUAUGCCUUUAUGCACGACCAAACGGUGCGCCUGAUGAAUGAAGGCUUGAAUGGAAUUGAGAUCGCCGAGGUCCUGAAGUUGCCAUCAGCGCUUGAUAAUGCCUGGCAUUUGCAAGGGUACUAUGGCUCGCUCAGCCAUAACAUCAAAGCCAUUUACCAGCGGUAUAUGACUUGGUUUGAUGGAAACCCGGUCAAUCUGUGGAAGCAUCCUCCUACCGAAGAAGCAAAACGGUAUAUUGACUGCAUGGGUGGGGUAGACAGAGCUGUCAAGCUAGCAGAGAAUUAUGCCUCCAAUGGCGAUCUGCGCUUCGCUGCUACACUGUUGGGCCAUGCGGUUGCAGCGGAGUCAACUCAUAAUGGGGCUCGUACUCUGCUUGGUUUUGUUUUCACUAAAUUGGGACAAGGAUCAUUAAAUGGAACAUGGCGCAACUUUUACCUCACUGGAGCGCAAGACAUGAAAAUCAACCAAAAUCAAAAUACAGGCUCAUCGAAGAUGACUAAGCCUAAGCUAGAUUCAUUGCUGAGUGUGGAACAAUGGCUUUCAGCACUUUCGGUACAGAUUGAUGGUCCACGGGCAGCUGACGAAUUCCUGGUCAUCGAUAUCCGGGUCAAAGAUUUGAAUGAGACAUGGAGACUUAUUCUCAGCAACGGAGCGUUGACCUACCGAGUGCUCUCUGCUCAGAUCCCAGCAUCGGAGAAGGCUAUACUGCGCCUGGAUGUGACCAAAGAGGAACUCCGUCAAAUACUCAUUGGAGAGAUGACACCAGAAGGCAAGGCUGUUCAUGGGGAUGCGGAGACAUUCCAGAGGCUAUUGCAAUUCUUUCCGUGGGGUUCGAAAUCUAGAUACAACAGCCAUCUAUGA
This is a messenger RNA of Penicillium macrosclerotiorum, 1809 nucleotides long. RefSeq names its product alkyl/aryl-sulfatase. The record is from RefSeq and is a predicted model, not a curated record. The transcript has a single exon. Gene Ontology annotation, molecular function: protein dimerization activity; linear primary-alkylsulfatase activity. Gene Ontology annotation, biological process: dodecyl sulfate metabolic process. Lineage: Eukaryota; Fungi; Ascomycota; Eurotiomycetes; Eurotiales; Aspergillaceae. Bases 1 to 1809 code for a protein of 602 amino acids.